CGAGCGUGCUGGCGGCUGACGCGGAAAUCCGAAUGGGCUCGCGGGCCGCUGCCUCCUCGGUUGCUACGGUGGCCGGGGCGGGGCCAAGCCGCGCCGGGCGGGCCGGGCUGAGGCGCUUCGCGCUCGGCGGUCGCUGAGACGCUGAGGCGACUGCGGGCUCCCCCCGGCCCCGCCAUGGGGCCCGGCCCCGCGCUGCGCCCGGCCCGGCCGCCGCUGCUGCUGCUGGUGCUGGUGGUGGUCCUGCCGCCGCUCCCCGCCGCCGGUGAGCGGCGCCGCCUGGCGUGCUCCACCUGCCGGGGCAUCGCGGACAGGUUCAACCAGGGAUUAGCAGAUACAGCAAAGAAGAACUUUGGUGGUGGAAAUACUGCCUGGGAAGAGAAGACGUUGUCAAAGUAUGAGUCCAGUGAAAUUCGUCUUGUAGAGAUCAUAGAGAAUCUGUGCGACAGUAGUAACUUUGAAUGUAACAACAUGGUAGAAGAGCAUGAGGAACACAUAGAGAAAUGGUGGUUCAAACUAAAGAAGAAGUAUCCUGAUUUGUUUAAGUGGUUUUGCAUAGAAACGAUAGAAGUUUGUUGCCCAGCUGGAACUUAUGGACCAGAUUGCCUUGCUUGUCGUGGUGGAUCAGAAAGACCUUGUCAUGGAAAUGGCCACUGUGAUGGGGACGGAACCCGUGGUGGAGAUGGCUCAUGUAGCUGCAACAAGGAGUAUACAGGAGAAUUUUGUUUGGACUGUGCUAGUGGUUACUAUAGUACCUUGAGAAAUGAUACACAUUCUGUUUGUACAGUCUGCCAUGCCGCUUGUAAAACUUGUACUGGUUCAAGUAAUAAGGACUGCCAAGACUGCAAAGAAGGCUGGAUCAAAAAUGAAGAAGCAGCUUGUGUGGAUUUAGAUGAGUGUGCUUCUUCUCCUUGCAAAGAUGAGCAGUAUUGUUUGAACACAGAAGGAUCUUUCUCAUGCAAAGCAUGUCAUGCUAGCUGUGUAGGUUGCACAGGGGAAGGUUCCGACAAAUGUAAGACCUGCGCAUCUGGAUACAUGAAGGAAGAUGAAAAGUGUACAGAUAUAGAUGAAUGUAACCUUCCUGAAAAGGUAUGCAUUAAAGAGAAUGAAGACUGUGUUAAUACUUCAGGUAGUUACAAGUGUGUAUGUUCAGAAGGGUUUGAAGAUAAGGAUGGAAUGUGUGUUCAAACUGUAAAAACAGGAGAGGAAGUGGAGACUGAAACAACUGAGCCUUCACACACUGGACAUGAGGACUUAUGAUGUGUAUCCAGAACCAAAAGACAUUCCUAUCUCAAGUUUUAAAUUAUUGGACUAAGUCUCUGCUAGCUGACUUACUGUGGGAAUGGUAUUAAAUAUGCAGGUUGCCAUUAAGAUUUUUUAAAUGGUGAUAAACUGCUCUUUAAGCUGCAUUUCUUUAUUCUUGAAUACCACUUUUUUAUAGUUCUUUAAGAACAAUGGUCUAGAUGGGUAAGUAUAAAAUUUGAAUUAACAUAACAUUGUACCCAACAACUGUAAACAAAUUGAAGAUCUCUCAUUCUAGUGCCUACUGGUAAUUGUCAUCCUUUUUAGGAAGGACUUAGUUGCACUUCAUAAUUCAAGAAAAAAUCUAAACUGAAGCUUGGUGUUUCUUGACAUGAGAAAUAUUUCUGUAACUGAAAUACAGCUUUUAGAAAUUGUCAAAGGGAAUAUCUUUGGGGGGGGGGGAGUAGAAACUGUUCCCUUAAACAAAACAGAAUGCCUAAUACUGCAUUCAAUAAAAGUUUAUUUUGUUGGAAUGUGCCUUAAAAUUUUUAAAUUUGUUAAUACCUUGCUGUGUUGUCAUGUCUAUUUUUCAUUUGGACAGUGGGGAAAAAAAAAUCCAGACACCUAUAAGCACUGUAUUUCAGUUCAGCACUGAGCACUUCUUAAGUUGUGCUGGAAUGUAGAGUGUGAGAAGGGAAAUAUCACUUUCCUCUAAAGGAGGAUUUAUGUUAAACUUAAACAGAUUUCCAAAGUCUGGCAGACAAAUCUUUCUUCAAGAUACUUCCCAUCACUGUAUAAACUAGUUUACACACUUAAUGCAAGUGAAUUAAUACCUGCACUCAGUCACUCAAAGAUGUUACGAGUGGCCUCUGGAAUUGAUGAAUACUUACUUUUCACUAGAAUCUACUGCUGCAUGUAAUAGUUUCUUGUCUUUUUCAAAGCGAGCAUACUACAAUCAAUUUUGUCGUCUCUUGUGCUGUUUUGGAGGUAAAGCAAAUAAGCGUAGCAUAGACACCGCUUCCUACAUGUUGUCUGUAGGCUUAAAGGCAAGUGUAAGAGGUAAAAUGGAUAUAUUCUGCAGGACCAUCACAGCUGUAAAUAAGGCAAGGACCAUCCUGCUGCAGUAUUUAAAGCUCUUACGGAAGUAAGUGAAGUCUGACAAAUUGAGGUGAUGGAUACAGGGAGCAUAAAGAGGUAGUAUAGAAUACAGGUGAAAAGAACAUAGUUCAGGCUUGACUAUGAAGAAGCUAUAGUCUGGAAGCCAUCAACAGUACCCUGAGGUAAGGGGAAAUGGAAGGGACAGACUUGUUGAGCAAGGAAGUCCAAACACUUUCUGUAUACCUCUGAAAACUUCUGUGUUCAUCAUGUCUUCAUCACAGUUUAGUUCGUGUGCAUGUAGGAUUUGUAUGUGCAAUAGAUACUUGCACAAACAAGAGGAUUCUGUUUGAUUCUUACAUUAAAACCUGUCUAAGCUGAUUUUGUGAGAUGUAGUUUAAAUACCCAAUGGUAUUAAAAUGUGACAAUUUUCUUUAAGACAA
Molecule: messenger RNA, 2777 nt
Organism: Oxyura jamaicensis (ruddy duck)
Lineage: Eukaryota; Metazoa; Chordata; Aves; Anseriformes; Anatidae
Gene: CRELD2
Product: cysteine rich with EGF like domains 2
Exons: 10
Coding region: 175-1257 (360 amino acids)
Molecular function (GO): calcium ion binding
Source: RefSeq, a predicted model, not a curated record